Molecule: messenger RNA, 1241 nt
Organism: Daktulosphaira vitifoliae (grape phylloxera)
Lineage: Eukaryota; Metazoa; Arthropoda; Insecta; Hemiptera; Phylloxeridae
Exons: 2
Coding region: 78-1028 (316 amino acids)
Source: RefSeq, a predicted model, not a curated record
CGUGUCAUUUCAUACUUAGUUGAAUUGUGUUUCGUUCAAAAAAGUUUUAAUUAUAAUAAUAAUUAAUUAUCUUCCAUAUGUUUUUAUUAAAACUUGUUAAGAUUAGUGUUUUGUUAUUUUACGUGAUUUUAUACACGAAAUCAGAACAUGCCAAAAAACAUCAUAUAGAACAGUUAGAUAAGUUAUUAAUGUAUUCGGGAUGGAAAAAUUUAAAUGCUGUGAACUUCGUAAAAUAUAAAAAUAAAACAUAUUUUCUUGAAAAGUUAAUUAUAACACCUACAUAUCGAUCUUAUUGUAUGGCUAAAAUACGAGCUUUGACUGUACAUCUUGGAUGCACCUAUGCUAAAGUUAUACAUAAUCUUUUUUCAAUUAUUAUCAACUACCUACAAAUUUGUAUAAAUGAUAAAGAAAGAAAAAUCUUAAAAAACAAUGUUUACAUUCAUACCAAGAUAUUAAUAUACAUAACUAAAUUUAUUGUUCCAACAGCAAAAUUGAUGAAAGGUGCCAUAGAUGCUUUUGAUUCAAUACAUUCUUUACCAUGGGCUAAUUUUAACGAAAAUAGCUACUGUCCAUUCAUAAUGAGUCCUUUGUUGGGGAGAAUAGAAGAUAUUUUUGACAAAUUAAACGAACGAACACUAUCACAUGAUCAAAUAUCUACAUACUUAUCGGCAUUUAAAACUAUACAUAAAUACUCAGAAAUCAUAUUAAAUGAUUUAAAAAGCGAAACUAAUUCAUAUUGUGAUUUUGUACCUUAUGAUAGGAAUUAUUUAUGGUAUGAAUGGAUUCAAGAAUAUAAUACCAUUAGUAUACACUACGAAAUAUUAGAUUUUUUUAAGUUUUUAACCAAAAAACUUAAAGAUUAUAUCAAGUCAGUUAUUAUAGAAAAUUAUUUUCAACUAGGAUUUAAAUUUGAUCCAAUUACUAAUGAAACAUUUUUACCAUCAUCAAAGGAGCUCAUUAUACAAGAAUUGGAACUUAAAGCAACAGAUGAAGAACCUCCAACGCUAUUAGAAAUAGAAAAUCAUUAAAUGUUGUAAUAAAAUUAAUUUUUUUCUGUAUUAUUGUUAUAUAAUUAAUCAAAAUUUACUUUAUAACUUAGUAAAUCUAUGAAGUAUUAUUAAAAUAUUAACAUGAGAACCAUACAAUUAUAUUUUGAUUGUACACGCUGAAUAGUUAAAUAUAAUAGUAAUAUUAACAAUUAUAAAAAUUUGAAAAUUAUGUAUCAGAAUUAAAGUGUAAGU